This is a messenger RNA of Coregonus sp. 'balchen', 18772 nucleotides long. The record is from the annotation of a GenBank genome assembly. NCBI's taxonomy places the organism in Eukaryota, Metazoa, Chordata, Actinopteri, Salmoniformes, Salmonidae.
AUGAAGGAGAAAUCCAAAACUGCCGCAAGGACUAGACGGGAAAAGGAGAACAGUGAAUUCUAUGAACUAGCCAAAAUGUUGCCUUUACCCUCUGCUAUCACGUCGCAGCUGGACAAAGCGUCUAUAAUAAGACUGACAACAAGUUAUCUGAAGAUGAGAAUUGUCUUCCCUCAGGGUAAGUAUAUUUUAAGCUUUAACAAUGCAGUGUUCUCUUAUAUAGGCUAUGCCAUUUGCCAUUUAUCUGUAGGCAAUAUGUAUUAGUAUUUAUCUGUAGGCCUAUCUCUUAUCUGGAUUUUUUGUUUGGUAUGUAUUUUUUCACCUGCAUUUGCCUACUGAUUACGGUAGUCUAUUAUAAUUGUAUAUUAUGUUUAUUGUGCAUAGGUUUAUUAGGCUACGUUAUAGCCUAUAACAGCUGUUAAUAGGCUACAUUGUGUAAUGAUACUAUUAUAUUUAUAUUGCGAUGACACCUGGCAGCUGUUGUCUUUCUGUUGUAGUCAUUGCUGAUGUUGUUGUUUUAUCUUAUUAGCCUUUCGAUAUGUUUUUUCAGCUUCCAGUUAUUGCUACAAUAGGCUACCAUGUUGCUACAGUAGGCUAGUGUAAUUUCGUGCGUGCGUGUUCGUAUGAUCAUCGCAGAUCCAUGUCUAGGCCAUUUUCGGGGUCAGGGUGAUCGAAAUGCGUUGAAGGCGGUUAGCCACAAUCUUCCCCCGGUCUCAACAGGCUGCUGUGCUGUGUGACUGGCACUGACCGCCGCAUCAAUUAUAAAACGCCCCGCUUCUGAUCACUGAGGCGCGAAACAACGGGAGUAGACCUAAUUGAUCCAUUCAAACCGCUUUUGCUUUUUCCGGAUAAAAAAAUGAAUAUAUGAACUCCGGAAAAUUGCUAGGCCUCUGGGGUGUGACUGAACAGAUGCGUCAUGCCCAUAGGGGACACAGAGGCAGAUUUGUCCUGUUUAAAAUACAAAAAAAAACAUGUUAAUAUUUGUUGUUUCUCUGUAAUAGGCUACUACCAGCCGCCUAGCAAUUUUAGGAAGACCUCCCAACCUUAUAAUUAGCUACCAAUAAGCCAUUUCAGGCUAUCUCUUCAUACUUCAUAUUCAGUCAUACUCAUAUCUGUUUUAUCACACUUGAUAGCCUACUCCUAAUCAGAUUUACUCCGUGAUCAGAAAACCCGGAAGUGCACUUUAAAUGCUGGUAAAGCCUAUACCUUGGAGCGCAUUGUUAUGUUCCUUGACUUCCUUCACUCAUUCACAAACAUUGUUCAAAGGUAGGUCUACCACCCCAAGAGAUGAAAAUUCAUAUGAUUUACUUACUUAGUUCUAUUCAAUUAUCAACUAAAUAGAUUAAUAAAUUGUAAGGAUUGGUGUGAGGUGUGACCCAGGUGCGGUGCAGCAUAGACAGCAGGCAGUAGGCAGAGAUGGUGAAACUAGGAUCUUUACUGGUGGUCCCGAAGCCAGGAUACAAAACAACGGACUUAACAUGAUAAAAGAAGGUGGAGCAAAUAAGUCUCCAAAAACAGGCUGACAGCCAAAAUAGGAACUACAUUUAUAUUUUAGUCAUUUAGCAGACGCUCUUAUCCAGAGCAACUUACAUACAUUGUGAGUGCAUACAUUUUUCAUACUGGCUGUCUGUGGGGAUUGAACCCACAACCCUGGCGUUGCAAGCGCCAUGCUCUACCAACUGAGCUACAGGAGGCUAACUACAACUGAAAUAAUAAAGAAACACCAAUAGGAUGAUGAUUAGUCCAGACUGUGAGGAAGGAGGUGCCUAAGGUUGUCAGAGGAUGACACCCAGUGGGUCGCUCCGGAACUGCGACCCCCUCCUGUAACAAUAAAUAGCUUAAUGCAUGGCUGGCUACUACUGCCAGCAUUUAUUCCAGACACAGAUUUAGAUGAAGCUAGGCUAAUUCGUUUUCCCGAUAUAGCCUAUUGUUUCACUUUUGAGGUGUAGCAAAACUUUUCUCUCCUGACAGGCCUACUUAUGCCACAACAUUUGUACAAUUAAAAUACAUGAUCUACAUUUGUCAUUUUAUUUUCUAAUGCUCUGUCGCUUGGUAAACAUGCCUGGGCGAAAAUAAAUAAUAAUAGCAAGCAUGGGCUUGGAUCAUGACAUAACAACAGACAUAAGGUCAGCAAUGGAAUAAUUAUACAGACAGACAAAGUAGGCCUACUAAACAACACCAAGUAGACAGACAUAAACAACCAUAUGGCCUCAGCAAAAUUGACAGGAAAUAACUAGAUUGAAAAACAAUGACUAGCAACGGAUUCUGAUUCAUACACAAUGUUUGGAGAAGCGGAGACUUGUGCCCUGAGAGGAGUGACUGACUGUGAGUGAGUAAAACAGAGCAGCGGAAAUGAGGGCAGAGGGAGAGUGGCUUGUUCUAAUCCAAUCAUUGCAGCAGGCUCAACCGACUGUAUACCCUGCCCAUUUCUUUUUAAGUGGUAAUGCUAGAGAAGCCGGUGUUUGGAGGAUAUAUUGGCACUGGUGUUGUUAGGCCCAAGAAGAUGUCGAGAGGAGUCAACAUAUUCAAAUAAUGAUUUAUAUAUUUUCAUUAAAAACGUUAUUUUGAUGAAUUUAUUUAUACUAUUUCAUCCUUCCACGAGAUAUAGUCCCGACACAAAUCUAGGGUUGCUACCCAAGCAGGCUGGUUGUUCGUUCUAUCAGUUCAUUUGGCAGAGACAUGACCCAGUCAUUAAGUCUUUUUUGUUCUAAAUGUUCUAUUGCCAUACUGGCUGGCAACCCCUUGUUUGCUAGCUAGCCAACUACUGCUAACUUACAGUCAGGUCAAACAGUGCAGCCAUAAUAACUACAACGUAGCUGUAUUUGCAUUUGUUUAAGCUGUUUUCUAGUGACAUUUAUUUGGAUACAUCCAUACCAAUGAGCUAAUGAUGUGCGAUUUCACCUGGUAUAGAAAAUGUGCUCUUUAGUCAGGUCACUGUUGUUCAGAGGAGCUAGCCAACAACACAGCUAACACAAUCACUUCAAACUGAAGCUGGAACGAACUAGCUGCACUUCGUUUAGUUUUACCUGUUUUCUAUUGAUAUUUCUUUGUAUAUUUCCAUAAAAAUUAUGCUGAUUCAUUAUUUUGACUGGCUGAGAAAAACUGCCUGCCUGUCUGUCUCAUAGCCUACUAUGCAACAGCUGGAGAUUGAAUUUGAAUAUUGAAACAAUGUUGCAAAUGUUGGAGAGACAGACAGUAAGGUUAAUACAAAUCUCUGCUGUUGAAAACGAAAUGUUAGUCUAAAAGAAAUGUGAGAUAAUAUCUAGAUGCAUUUUAUAGUGGAGAUCAAGUUUAUAAAUUGCCUGGCUGGGCUGAUUAAACAGUGUGUUGCAUAGUCAGAUGGAACGGAGUAAAUAGGCAUUUUAAUGUAAUAGAUUUAGCCAGUGGUAACUUGUGGAAUAGACACUGGCAGGAAUGUGGUUUUAACCAAUCAGCAUUCAGGAUUAGACCUACCCAUUGUAUAAACAGACAGACGAUCUAGCCAAUAGUUAUUUAGAGAAACAUGGCACUUCAAAUUGUUUGAGUGAAAGAGAGAUGAGUGCUGCCUGCUGAAAAUGACUUUUUUCAGAUCAGAUAAUUACAAAUAAAUGUGUGUCAUGUCAUAAUCCUAUUUGGAAAAUUCUCCAUUAGUUACAUACUAGUUUUGUUCCAGUACUGGGCACACCCCUACUAUCAAUCAAGUUAGCAUGCCUGCUGGAAAGGUUGGUAGACUUUAGAAAAGCAAGCAAUUACUAAAUGUAUAAGAGUCAAAUUCCUUUCAAUCUUUCCUUUUGAUUUUAGCAGGGAUGCAGAGAAGCAUAUUUUGUUUCUUUUAAAAACAUAAUCACCAUUCAGGGGGAUACAGACAGCUCAAGCGGUAUGCUUAGAUAUGCAGAAAAAUAUAUAUAUAUUUUUGACAUAGUAUUAAGCAUAAUGAUUAUGGCUUUAGGUUGCAGGAAAAAAAUACUAAAUUCUCCACCACCCCAGCCAUCCUCACAUAAUUUGUGCCCCCUAAGAUUUCUGGGGUUCAUGACACCCCUGUGACUGACUGCAUGGUGAAUAAUAUAUUUAAGUGUAUAUGCUACACAUGUGGAUCUAUUGGCUAUCUAGACCUACACUUUAUCUAAAGUUCGCCAGUUUCAUGUUUAGGUAAGCUCAUGACAAAUGCAAGGAAUGACAUUGCAAGAAACUGAAACUGAUUUUUCAAUAAGUAGCCUAUAGGCCUAUAGAGUCUGCCAUAUCAUGAUGUGACAGCCUAUGUCAUUCUCAAAACAGUGAUAUGACCGUGUUAUCGCAGGUCACCUAAACUGAACGGACACAUGGAAAUGUUUUCACUUCACGUAAACAAUUAAAGGUGCACGUUGCAAGAAAUCACGAGGUAGGCUACUUUGAUGUGAUGAUAAACAGUGACUGAUUAUGACUGAUGAUGAAAAAAACUAUAAUAGGCCUAUGCUAAUCAAUUGUAUGACAUAGGCCUUCUGAUACAAAAACCAACACCAUUAUUUGGAAUGCUUUCUCUGGGCUAUUUCUAACUAUGCACUAUUGUGUUUGCAUUAGCAUAUAAGCUCUCAGCCAUUAUGUAUUAUAAAUCACUGAUUAUUGCUAAUCAGAAUAAUCUACAAUAAAUGUUUACUGUGACCAUUUAGUUGUGCACAUGAUAAUCAAUCAAACUAUUGUACAUCUUAUCGGACUAUACCUACAGUACCAGUCAUUGAAAUAGCAAACAUUAUAUUUGAUUACCAUUUGUGACAUUAUAAAUUAGCCUACACUGUAAAACAUUUCCUUAAUGGCCGCCAGUUACCUGUAAAUUACUGUAAAAAAAAGGAACAGUAUGUGACCGUAUUGAAUUUUAUGGUGUACUGUUACUGUUACUGUUACUGUCAUUGAUUUACAGUACCAAUAAUGCUUAUCUAGUCGUUUUAUGUUAUCAAAUAGUUUUACUGUAAAGCCUUAUUUGAACAUUUCCCAGAGUGCCUUGCCUUUCGGGUGAAUUGUAGAGUUACCACCCAUGACUGUAUUUGUUAGUGACAGAGACAUGGUUCCUUCAUUUUCAGUCCUGUAGCUUUCACCAAGUGAGUUCCUAGGCGAAUGUGAUCAUUACAAUUAAACUCUUUAUGACAAUACAUUACAUAUCUCAUAAGGCCUUAUUUUGAUGCCUAGUUUUACCCUGAUACAGUGGCCUGACUCUUGGUUUACAGGCCACAUCAUGCCUGCAAGUAGGGUUGCAAAAUUCCGGUAACUUUCCCAAAAUUCCCAGAUUUUCCAGAAAUCCUGGUCGAAGGAUUCAGGAUUUCCUGCUUAUUCCUUCCUGUUUCCAGGACACUUCCAACCCUGAUUUCUGGAAAAACUGGGAAUUUUGGGAAAGUUACCAGUAUUUUGCAAGCCCUACCUGCAAAUCACAUUAUGCUGGGUUGCAAAGUGAUGUGUAAUUCCUGUUGGAAUUCAGUCAGAGUUAGGAUAUCCAACCGCUGGAAUCUUCAUUCACCCGCAAUCUGCAUUCAGAUUGACUAUCAGGGUUAGGGAUAUUGGGAGUAGACUAUCUAAACCAUAUAAACUGGAAUAAUCAUUUCAAUAAUAGUUUCAAUUUUUUUUUAUUGAACUUUGUGUAGAAUAAGAUUAAUCAAUUAAUUAAUGUACAUGCACAAACAUAGAUUAAAAAAUACAAUAAAAUAAAUCUACCUGCAGUUGAGCAUGCUGGGAAAUAUGAUUUUAAAAAAGUCUAAGACUGUAUGGUACCAAUAAUAAUACUGUAGUCUUUUAAUGGUACCAAAUUAUCUAUUUACUGUUGUUUUACAGUAGUUUACAGGUAACUGGCUUACAGUUUUACGGUACCAAUGUGUUACAGUAUUUAAUUGACGGUACAAUUACUGGUAUGUAAUAUAUUGUACGGGGUGUGGGAGAGGAGGGGGAGAGUUGUUUGAAUUCAGGCUAAAUUAUGUUGCAGUUCGCCUAAUUUCCACAAGGGGCCUGCGUUUUACAUGUAGCUCCUAUUUUGUGUGUGAUUGUUUUACUUUUCACAAUGGAAAAGGAUUUAUUUGUAUGAUGUGCCGUUCUGAUUGUAUAUUUUUUCUAUAAUAUAAAACAGCAUGGCCACAAACAAAUGAAUGCAUAUAAAUAACAAAAAAGGUACCAAUUAUCUAAGAAUAUUUGUAUUUAUAUAUAAUGAUAAUUUGCUAAAAUGUUUUCUCUCUUGCGUUUGAUUUUGUUGCCUUGUGCUUUUAGUGUAGCAUUCUAUUUAGAAUAUAUAUAAAUACAGUAAGUGACCUGCUACAGUGUUUUAUGUAGAAUGUAUUAUGGUAAUGUCCGAAAAUAAUUUUUCCCACUUUUUAUUUUUUAUUUUUUUAUUUUUUAUUUAACCUUUAUUUAACCAGGUAAGCCAGUUGAGAACAAAUUCUCAUUUACAACUGCGACCUGGCCAAGAUAAAGCAAUGCAGUGCGAUAAAAACAACAACACAGAGUUACAUAUGGGGUAAAACAAAACAUAAAGUCAAAAAAUACAACAGAAAAUAUAUAUACAGUGUGUGCAAAUGCAGCAAGUUAUGGAGGUAAGGCAAUAAAUAGGCUAUAGUGCAAAAUAAUUACAAUUAGUAUUAACACUGGAGUGAUAGAUGUGCAAGAGAUGAUGUGCAAAUAGAGAUACUGGGGUGCAAAUGAGCAAAAUAAACAACAAAAUGGGGAUGAGGUAGUUGGGUGGGCUAAUUUCAGAUGGGCUGUGUACAGGUGCAAUGCAAUGUUGUUUACAGUAAUCUACUGUAUUCAGUUUAUACAGUUUAUAUAUUCACUAAAUAUUCAUUUACCAUGACAAUUACAGGAUUUUUUUUUUUUUUAUGUGUAUCUAUCCUUAAGAAAAUAAUUAUUACGGAAAUAGGCCUAACUAUUUCUUCAGCAGUUGACAGAAGUUAUCAAUUGCUUGUAGCAAACAUAGGUGAAAAGUAGCCAAUAUAGGCACAGGAGAAAAUAUUUCGGACUAUUAUUGACAUCAAUUGGCUAUAUGAGCAUUUUGAUUAGGCGUGUAUUGAAUUUGAUGAAUGUUUUGGUAUAUAGCCUAAACACUAGGCGUUCUUUAUGAAAAAAAUACAAUAUGCCUAAUUACAAUAGUUACAAAUUAGUCUAAAACAGAGAAAUCCCUGAAACUAAUGAUAGGCCUAAUAGUCAACAGAAGCACAUUUGUGUAGGCCUACCUCUAAUGGGUUAUUGAAACUGGGGAACAGCUCAGCCUGUCUUAAACCUCGUAAGCAUCUGAAAAAUAUCCCUAGAGCAGAGAGGUGAGAUGUUAACACACCGGGCACACACUGGUUGUUUCCAGGUAAUUUCAAUGAAUUGACGUAUGUGCCCAGUGGGAAGUUUCUCUGCUUACAUCGACGAUUCUAUGGUUUGGGGCUCUUGACGUCCGUUAAGCAACACUUCAAACGCCGGGUGAAUCAAAUUCUUUGCCUAUCAGGCCUAUUUAUAAGACAUGUAGGCUAGACCUAAUGCUCAUUGAAUCCGCGGCUUCGCUUCUCGAAUACAUCAGACAAAUUAGUAAGCUGCACCUAUUGUGACCCCUGUGAUAUAGUAUCUGAGUUGAAGUGCAAGAAAGGCAUCCUCUCACCCAUGAUAGCAGCUCCAUGCAAUUUGAAUAUGACGCUCGCAUGCAAGAAAGUCAAGACAGACAUGCACAAAGACAUAUCACAUAUCAAUAUCUUAUAUAAUCCUUACAUUCACAUCAACAUUUUUCGAAUAAUGUGUCUAUGCAGCAGGCCUACUUUCGACUGGCCAUGUGUGGAGCUAUUAUUAACAGUAAAUUGCCAGACUAAAAAGAUACGUUUUUGCAAAAAUAAUAGUAAUUGUGAAAAUAUCAAAUAGCCUACUGUUGUAAAAGAAAAAGCCUAUUGUGUAAAAGAAAAAGGGAAAAAAAAGAUAUAGAAUAGGCUUAUACUCUACUUGUCCAUUAUUAUAGGCCUAAAUCACUGCGUCAAACUCAAUGUAAACCACACUGAAUGUUGUUUUCAAAGGGAGGCUACUUUGCAUGUGUGCAGAAUGUACAAUAUUUUUUCGACGACAGCUGCGUUCAUUUGACUUCUAAACAAAUAAGGAGAUGAGCUGUGCAAAAGCUAUUUCUAAUGUUGACCAAAUAAUUUGGGUAUUGUUGUUGAGCUGUGUAAACGCAAAGGUAUGUUUGGGCAAUAUUGAAAUGUGAAAUGGUGGUGGGUUAUUCGAGUCUUUACUCAGACACUGAUUGUUUUUGUAUGAUUAGCAUUUUCUAUCUGGCAUGACGUUGCGAGAAGAGUUGCUUGUAUUUAUUUGCGUUAUUUAUUAGCGUUAUCGAGUUUUGUUUGUUCCCUCGAGGAUGUCACAUGUUUCAUGCAAUUACAGUUGUGAUAUUAUUCGCUUAUAAUGCUUUGUUGAAUCUAAAAACGUAAAUUUUUUAUUGUCUUAAAGUGGAAUCCUGGACAUAAAGUCACUGGGGUCCACUUUACAGAACGUUCUGUUCCUUCUCAGCAUGAAAACACGUUUGGAUCAAAUAGAACUCUGAGCAUAUAAUGAUAUAUGGAGGGAGAACAGCGUGAACUUUAAAACAUGACAGUCCAUGGCUGAAAGAGAGGAAAAAAAGAUAUAUAAUAAGCUCAUACUCUCCUUUUCCAUUAUUAUAGGCCUAAAUUACUGCGUCAAACUCAAUGUAAAUCACGCUGAAUGUUGUUUUCAAAGGGAGGCUACUUUGCAUGUGUACAGAAUGUACAAUAUUUUUUCCACAGCAGCUGGGUUGAUUUGACUUCUAAACAAAUAAGGAGAUGAGCUGUGCAAAAGCUAUUUCUAAUGUUGACCAAAUAAUUUGUGUAUUGUUGUUGAGCUGUGUAAGCGCGAAGGUAUGUUUGGGCAAUAUUGAAAUGUGAAAUGGUGGUGGGUUAUUCGAGUCUUUACUCAGACACUGAUUGUUUUUGUAUGAUUAGCAUUUUCAAUCUGGCAUGACGUUGCGAGAAGAGUUGCUUGUAUUUAUUUGCGUUAUUUAUUAGCGUUAUCGAGUUUUGUUGGUUCCCUCGAGGAGGUCAUAUGUUUCAUGCAAUUAGAGUUGUGAUAUUAUUCGCUUAAUUUCGAUCAACUUUCUGCAGCAUUUUGUAAAAAUGUUUGACACAAAUAGCUAUGUGUAUUAUUAUUAUUUUUGAAAUAGAUAAGCUUGGGCCUACAGAGAAAACUGCCAUAAUAAAAGUCAGCAUAAAGAAACAUUGUCACUUGCGUUAUGUGUAUUAUUGCACGACUAUAUGGUUUACGAAAAGGAGCUGAUAUAUUGGCACUUUGUUUCAGGUUUGGGUGAAGCUUGGGGUCACACGAGUCGAACGAGAUCUUUGGACAAUGUAGGACGUGAGCUGGGAUCCCAUCUUCUCCAGGUAAUUUAGGAAGCUUAGUCUACCAAUUUAAUAGCAAAUUCACUGCAAAAAUAUGGUGGUUUCAAUAGCCUAUUAAUAAUGAAAAUAAUAUUUCUUAAGAUAUAUGUAGACAUGUUACGUUUGAUUUGAUAGGUGGGAUCCCACAUCCUCCAGGUAAUUUAGAAAGCUUACUAAUUUAAUAUUUGCAAAAUUACUGUAAAAUAUGAUAUUACUAAAAAUUACAAUCUCACGAAUCUGACUGAAAUGCAGUGACUGUUCUCGAAUCGGCCUCAUAAUUCGUUGAUCUACGCAUUAAUUUAUGUCUUUUUUUCUCCAGACAUUGGACGGCUUCAUCUUUGUAGUGGCGCCAGACGGAAAGAUCAUGUACAUCUCUGAGACAGCAUCAGUCCAUUUGGGACUCUCUCAGGUCAGCACCUGGUCGUAGCCUAUUCAUCUUAGCCUAUUUAGUGUUUUUGGUUUUUCAAGUUUUAUUUGGUCGAGUGAGUCGAGUCUUUUUAUAGGCUAUGCAUAAGGCUAAGAGCGUGUGAUAUCCAUAUUACAAAAACUUUUCAUGUUAGAAAUUAUGAAAUUAUGUUUGAAUGGUUGAGUGAUUAAUACUGUUUAAUUACCGAGGUAAUACUUAACAGGUAGAGCUGACCGGGAACAGUAUUUACGAAUAUGUCCACCCCGCCGACCACGACGAAAUGACUGCAGUUCUCACCCCACAUCAGCCUUACCACUCACAUUUCGUCCAAGGUAGGCUAUAUGAAUAUAGGCCCAACUUGGAGAGAAUGAAACCGCAUACAUAAUUAGUUUUUGUACGUUGGAUAAUAGACUGAUAUUUUCAGUCUCCUCUUCCAGAAUAUGAGAUGGAGCGCUCUUUCUUCUUGAGGAUGAAAUGCGUGCUGGCAAAGAGAAACGCAGGCCUUACCAGCGGUGGAUAUAAGGUAGACGAUUUGCAAUGGAAGUAUAUAGCCUAAUGCUGCAUGAAAAGUUAUAUUUAUGUUGCAUACAAAUGCUAUUGAUUUAAUCUAUUCCAAAUUGAUUUGAACUUCAUUAAGCAUAAAGGUAGGCGUAAGUAUAAUUUCUGGAAUGACCCCCCCCCCCCCCCAGGUCAUUCACUGCAGCGGUUACCUAAAGAUCCGUCAGUACAGCCUGGACAUGUUGCCUUAUGACGGAUGCUACCAGAACGUGGGCCUGGUGGCAGUGGGACACUCUUUGCCUCCCAGCGCGGUGACCGAGAUCAAGCUGCACAGCAACAUGUUCAUGUUCAGAGCCAGCCUUGAUAUGAAGCUAAUCUUCCUCGACUCGAGGUAGGUCAACAGCAAAACAUACAUACACAUAAAGCAUGGGUUGAAGGAUAAUAUAUGUAGGAGAAUAACUGAAUAACUCAGGCCUACAGCAGGUGUUUUGAUGAGCCAGCCAUUGCAUAAACCAGCAAUAUAUAUAUAUAUAUAUUUAUUUUUUCCCACUAGUGUUGUUAAAGGACUUAUGUCCACAACUUAAUGGAAUAAAAACAGUAUCAAAUUCACUAACAUGAAAUGCUACAAUAUAUUACAUUAUUUAUGGUGUUAUGAUGCCUUAUUGAAUCUAAAAACUGAAAUAUUUUAUUGUCUUAAAGUGGAAUCCUGGACCUAAAGUCACUGGAGUCCACUUUACAGAACGUUCUGUUCCUUCUCAGCAUGAAAACAAGUUUGGAUCAAAUAGAACUCUGAGCAUAUAAUGAUAUAUGGAGGGAGAACAGCGUGAACUUUAAAACAUGACAGUCCAUGGCUGAAAGAGAGGAAAAAAACAUUUGCCUUCUCACCCCUUCCUCCCUCCUUCCCUCCCUCCUUCCCUCCCUAGGGUGGCAGAGCUGACUGGUUACGAGCCCCAGGACCUCAUUGAGAAGACCCUGUACCACCACGUCCACAGCUGUGACACCUUCCACGUGCGCUGUGCCCACCAUCUGUGUGAGUUAGUUACAGUAGGUUGGGCCCUGCCUCGUCGGACUCGACCUUUUACUGGACUUUAGGUUAUUUUACUUUACUUUAUCAAAUCAAUCCAAACUAAGAUAUGUCUCCUCUUCUCCUAUCCUCUCCCCUCCUCUCCUCCCCGACUCCCACCCCCUUCCUUCUCCUCUCCUUUGAUCCUCACAGUGCUGGUGAAGGGCCAGGUGACCACUAAGUACUACCGUUUCCUAGCCAAACAGGGAGGCUGGGUGUGGGUGCAAAGCUACGCCACCAUUGUCCACAACAGCCGCUCCUCCAGACCCCACUGCAUCGUCAGCGUCAACUACGUUCUUACGUGAGUCUCAUUCAAUUCAAUUAAACUCAAUUCAAUUCCAUUCAAAUCGAUUCAAGCUACUCCCUUUCUGAACUUCAUCAUCAUCUGAAGUUGUGGAGGACUAUAAAAUAAAAGCAAUAAUAUAAUAUAUACAAUAUUAAUAUUAUGAUAAUAAUUAUUAUAAUAAAUAUUAUAAUUAUUAUAAUUAUUAUUAAUUCAAUUGAAUUGGAUUUGCCUUUAUGACUCGCCUAGGGGCAGUUAGGAUGGCAUUGUCAGAGCAGAAGCAACCAAUAAUUUAAUGAAUAAACAUACAAAUCUCCACAUACAAAACAUGACCUUCUUGUGGCCCAUGGUAUUAGUGAAAUACUAACCUCGUCCACAGGCUGUUGCGCACAGCACAUAUAAGCCUGGUACAUCAACUAUUUAAAGCUGGAAUUAGUGGGAGUCACCAUAGAGUUCUAUGGGAGUGACCUUACUAAAUCAAGUAUUUGUCACACAGGCAGCUGGUGGCACCUUAAUUGGGGAGGACAGAUUCAUAUUAAUGUCUGGAACGGAAAAAAAUGGAAUGGUAUCGAACUCAUCAAACAUGUGGUUUCCAUGGUUUCCAUGUGUUUGAUACCAUUCCAUUUACUCCAUUCCAGCCAUUAUUUUGAGCCGUCCUCCCCUCAGCAGCCUUCUGUGAUUUGUCAUCAUUUAAUUUUUACGAAUCACACAGCUGUGCUAGCGUACAGGGGAGGGUUAGGGGGAAGGUUUUGUGGGAGAUGAUUGGUUGGUAGAUUAAGCCAAUUAAGCCAAUGCCUAUGCGCUGGCAGACGAAGGCCAAGUUUGACACAUUGGUCCACCAGACUCUUCGCGCAUUUGGGAGGAAGUGUCUGGGAACGAGAUCAGUGAAAUACCAACUAACUUAGUUCAUGACCCCAGCUAGACCGAUAGUGGGUAGGGCUGUGUGUACCUCUCACAUUCUCAGUUCGUUCCCUUUAUGGCCUAUCUGUAAUACUACACCCUACUUUACACAGAACAUGUUUUUUCGGGUGCGAUAAGACCUUUCAGACCAGUAAGAUAAACAUUGGGGGAAAAUACCUACUUUCAGAAUCGACCUUGUGUCUGAGGAAAGAAAAUCUAUACGACAGUAAACUGGAAAUCGAUAGCCAUCUCAUUCCUGCUGCCCGUGUUGGAUUUUCAUUGUUAGGUUUGGUUAAUCCAGACCUAGCUCUUUAAUCUGUGUGUGUGUGCGUGUGUGUGUGUGUGCGUGUGUGUGUGUGCACGUGUUUAGGCCGUCUGCAUUUCUACUCUUGUGUAUUUACUAUUGUUAUGUAUUUACCGCAACCCACAACACACACACAAAUACAACUCAAUAAGGAGUCAGGCUUCUUUAGUGUAUUCAUACUGCAUGUAUAGCUUGUAUUCAGAAUGAAACAUGUUUUGAUUGACGUAACAUUGAGUUACAAUUGGUUUCUCCCUCUAAAAAUGGUCUAAAAGUAAUGUAAAAAUGGUCUACAGAUGACCAAUUUAUGUAUUCUUGCGGCAGAUGGAACACUUUUUUCCCCUCAGCACUGGUUUGAUUGAAUUCCAGCCUGUUAGAUACAGUCAGUAGGACACCAACAUACAGUAAAUACACACAAAAUACCUUUCAAAUACUGCUGAAUUUCACAAUACACACUAGACCAGCAAAGCCAUUCCAUUACUUUAACCUACAGCAUUUUAAUCCAUCAGUUCCCAUCAUUCCAUGAAUAAAUCUUGAUUCUGGGAUGGAGAGCCAGUGGCAUAUUUCAGAUGUGAGGUGGUCUGACUUUGACCCCCAGGUGGAAUUCAGGUAACACAUCUGAGUUUGCACAAAAGCCUAUAGCAGCACUAUUGGCUCAAGCGUAGGUCACCGAGAGGACACAUAGGAUGCAGAACCGCUACUGUAACUGCAAGAGCAAUAACUCUGUCUGUGUUUCAACUGGCACCCUAUUCUCUAUAGUGCACUACUUUGGGACACACCUUAUGUUUCACAAAACACUGACUAUCCAAAUAUUGCCUUUCCAUUGCAAGGUGCCAUACACAUAAAGAGCGGGUCAUAUAAAGAAACAUAUUACAGCGACCGGGUGAGUGGGGUCAGAGACAGGGCACAGGGGUUUAAAAUGCCACGGGCUGGUAUUACGUACUGCUGAUGUGAUAAGUUAAGAAUAGGGCCAUGUUUGCAGAGCGUUUGACACAGGAACCGUUUCAUGACGUUGAAGUCUGAUAGAGUUCAUUCCCAGGGCAGUGGGUUAUAAUGCUAAGAUGGUGGAUACAUUAUAUGAUAUGUACAUACAGUUGACAAAUGAAUAGUCAAUGUUAUGUUAUUCAAUCUGGGAGGGGGUUGUGUGUGUGUGUGUGUGUGUGUGUCGGGGUACGCUUUCACUUCAAGAGAAUGUAAGAUGAGACUGAAGGAGUAGAUUCACAACAGGCAUGGUGUAGACAUUAUGGGAAUGGUUGUAAUUUGUGUGUGUGUGCAAUGCGUGUGUGUUCUGACAAUGUUUGUGCUGUAGCAAUGAAUCAUUAACUUUGCUUAGGGUGUUGGUUGUGUUUCUCAAAAAUGAGAGGGUUAAUCUCUCAACCUAGCUUAUCUUAUAUAACCUUUUCAUUUCUAACUGUCAUACCAUUAAUGUAUUAAUCAAAACUCGAAAGAAGGUGUUAGUGAAUUAUGUCUCACUCACUAUCAAUAGUAAAUAUUGCCAGAGACAAUGGUAUAUACAUUGGAGAAAUUACUUAUAGUACAUCAUUUGAUAUACUGUAUUACAAUAAUUAUGUGAAGUAACAUGUUUUAAAUGUGCUCACUACGUGUGCAAGUCACACCUCUCUGUUAAACCCUGAUGAAGGUCUAUUGACCGAAAGGUUAGCUGAGGGAUCCAUUGAAUUGUUAAUGGAGUAUUCUGGAUUACUAUUGUGCUGGAGUUCCUUUUUUUUUGCUAAUGUGCUCGCUCUCGUCUGUGUCUGUGUGUGUAGAGAUACUGAGUAUAAGGGAAUGCAGCUGUCCUUGGACCAGAUGACCCCUAGCAAGCCAGCGUUCCCCUACAACAGCCCUCCGAGUAGUACAGAGGAGAGGAAGGGGACCAAAUCCCGUGUGACACACAACAAGGCCAAAGUCAGAGUGUCUCCCUACCCACAGCAGGUAAGACACUUGGUACCUGUGUGGUGUACUUGUUAAGAAUAGAACAGGUCUGAUUUUCUCUCCCUUAGCCCCGAAAUCCCAUGCUCUCUUAAGCCCGGUUCAGAUAAAACAACCGACAUAAAGAGAGAUGGUGCAUCCUUACAAUUAUGUGAUACACCUCUGAUACAAAUGUGCUGCUUGUUGUAGGCAAGGUGCUGUAACAAAUGAGUAUCAUGAAAUACAUGCACCAGAAACAGGGCACACUGUGACUUGACAGACCAGAAUACAUGACUAGUGUCCGACAUUCGUCAUCAAUAAUCAGUUUGAUAUGUCUUUAAGCUAAACGUCACAGAAGAUUGAGAUGGAGUAAAACCACCUUUUACUACUUGAAUACAUAGUUUAAACCUUGUAUAUUCCAAGUUCUAGUUUCCAAACAUUUUCAACUUUUCUCCAGUUUUCAGCCUUUCAACCCGAGCGUUCCGAGUCCGACCAGGACAGCCAAUGGGGAGGCAGCCCUGUGACAGAAUCUGCUUCCCCUCAGCUGCUGGACCAAGGGGAGGGAGCGGAGGGCGGUGCCUGUGCCUACAGACUCUACCCCGACUCAGGCUCCCUCUGCUAUGGCCUGGCUCUCUCUGAGGAGGACCUCACGCACAGCCACACCCACUCCCACCAUCCUGCUACCGCCUGCGACCGCGGUGCCCGCUGCCAGGCUGGCCGCUACUUCUUGGGCGCUGCUCCCCAAUCUGGACGGGAGGCCUGGUGGGACGCAACGCGCUCCGUCCUCUCCCUGCCCAAGUCAUCUUUGGAGAACGGCGAGGGCUACGACCUCACUUCCUACCACAGCGUGGUCCAUGGUGAGGCGUUAGGGUCACAGCCACCGCCAUCUGGUUCGAAAAUAAUCAAAUGUCACUUUUCCCUCGUAGCUCCUUUAUUGAAUAGGCCAAGGGCAUUAUGGACAAUGUCAAGUUGUUUACACUGUUUCUUGCCAGUAUGCCGAUUGUUACCAUCUGUUGUGCAAUAAUUGCCCACUGUUUAAGAAAAGUUAUUUCACCUUUCAUGUCCUCAAACUGAGACAACUCACAAAAGUGCUGCUGCCAGGAAUGCUCUGUCUAUUAGGGAUUUAUAAUCUAGACAUUAUCUCACAUUUUUUUUAGACUAACAUUUAGCUUUCAACGGCAGAGAUUUGUAUAAACCUUGCUGUCUGUCUUUCCGACAUUUGCAACAUUGUUUCAAUAUUCAAAUUCGAUCCCCAGCUGUUCCAUAGUAAUUAACGUGUAGGGGUCGGGAGUCGGGAGGAGACAGACAGGCAUGCAGCGUUUCUCAGCCAGUUGAAAUCAUGAAUCAGCUGGCAUCAUUUUUAUGGAUUUAUACAAAGAAAUGUCCAUUGAAAAAAGGUAAAACUAAAUGAAGUGCAGCUAGUUUGCAGUCUUUCCAGCUUCAGUUUGACGUGAUUGUGUUAGCUGUGUUGUUGGCCAGCUCCUCUGAACCACAGUGUCCUGACGAGAGACCAGAUUUUCAAUGCCAGGUGAAAUUGCGCCUCAUUAGCUCAUUGUUAUGGAUGUAUCCAAAUAAAUGUCACUGGAAAACAGCUUAAAUAAAUGAAAAUGCAGCUACUGUUGUUAUUCUGUCUGCACUGUUUGACGUGACUGUAAAUUAGCCGUAGUUGGCUAGAUAGCAAGCAAGGGAUAAAAACGUUGCCAGCCAGUGUGGCAAUGGAACAUUUAGAAUGAAUGACUGGGUCGCGUCCAUAGAUACAGAACAAAAAGACUGAACGACUGGGUCAUGUCUCUAGCAACCGAACCAAUAGAACGAACGACCAGCCGGCUUGGGUAGCAACCCUAGAUUUGUGUCAAGACUAUAUCUUGUGGAAGGAUGAAAUAGUAUGAUUAAAUUAAUCAAAAUAACGUUUUGAAUGAAAAUAUAUCAAUCAUUAUUUGAAUAUGUUGGUAACCCGUUGUAUAAAAGUGAUAAUGCCCUCGAAGCCAGUGUUUGGAGGAUAUAUUGGCAUGGAUUGCCGGCCCUCGACUUCGUCUCGGACCUAACAACACCCAUGCCAAUAUUUCCUCCAAACACCGGCUUCGAGGGCAUUAUCACUUAAUUACAUGACUUGUUCAGUUGUAUGCAUAUUAUCAAAUACCAUUUCACACGUACUGUGCAAACAAUAGUUGAAACAGGUGCUAGUUAGGUCAUGUGGAUGAAUGAAUAAAUCUGUCUGUAUAUUACAAAAUGUAGUCCUCCAUUCCAGUCAUAUUUCAAUUUUGUAUUAAAACCCCCUAGAGUCGAUGUCUGCGCCCAAGUGGAAAUCAAAUUGGCAUAACAAAAACAUCCCCAUAAAAAUAUGUCAGUUUAAGCUAGAGAUAUCUGCAUGGGCUGCGUCUCAAACCACUGCAUCCCCCUGAUGUCGCACUUCCGCAUCUGCGGUGAAAGGUGACAGAGCUAGAGCGGUGUUUGUCAGACCAUGAGACAUCCCAAGAAUCAGUCUUCUCACAAAAUCGUCUGUAGCGUCCGAACGGUUUGGCCUACAAACCCUCACAAACACGAUGGUGUUCUCUGUUUCAUCCUACCCCCACAAGUGUCUUGGGACUCGUCUGAAGUCGGGACAGCCGAUCUGCCAACUUCUGUCUGUAGCGUCCAAACAGUUUGGGCUACACACUAAUAUGACACCUUUGUGGAAAGGGGAGACUCGCAUGAUCACGUGCGUGUUGGUUGUUUUGCUCUAGUACGACUCGUCACAAGACUCAUCUGAAGGUCCCCCAUGUUGAGUGCCAAAAAUAAGGGGUUAAAUACAUGCAAAAAAGAAAAACAAAUGUUUCCUGAUCUUUCUUAUAUCGCUCAGAUAUAGGACAUACACUUCAGAACAAACUUCCUUUAGAUUAUUUUGGGGGACUGUCUGUUGUUCCAUGUAGUGAAUCUGUUAUUUAAUGUGUUUGUAUUGGCUAAUAGCAGUAAGGCCCACAUUUUGUUUUCAUCAAAUAAUUGAUUUUAGAUUUUUUUGGGAUACUUCAAGGGGUCUUACAAUUAUAAAUCAAAUACCUUAAUGAUCCUUCGUAUGACCGUCUUAAAACAAUUCCAUAUAGCUUAGGCAGGGCUUAGACUGUUAUGGGUUAAUAGCGGUCAUAGGCACUAACUCACAUGGGUAUUACAUAAAUAUGCAAUAAAUCCAUGAACUGUGAAAAUCAUAACAGUAUGUACAUUUGGGUUUGAGAUGGCUGAAAGAGUUUUGUUGAUUAAGUGGCGUAUUAUUAUUACAUACAUUUUGAGAUUUUAACUUUGGAGUUAAACGUUGCCACUUUGUCUAACAGGAAGGGGUCACUGGGACGAAGAGAGCGUGGUCAGCUCACCAGAAGGGGGCGGCGGCUCCACUGGCAGCGACCAUUUCCGGGCGAGCCCUCAGGAGCCCAGCAAGAUGGAGACUCUGAUCCAUGCCACGCAGCAAAUGAUCAAGGAGGAAGAGAGCCAUCUGCAGCUGCACAAGGGGCCACUGGACGCCCUGGGCCCAGUGGGGGGCCUCUCCAACAACAGCCACAGCCCCUGCUCCUUCACCCCCUCCUCCCUGCCCCUCCCUCAGGCCACCAUGCCUGGCGUGGUGUGCCGUGGCCCGGGGGUCGCCAGCGGCAUCAACCUCACCCUCACCUCCGAGCGCUUCAAUCACCGCGAUGAUGGCGGCAAGGUUUUGGGUUCCCACGGCAACAUCGACAACAACACAGCCAGUCCGGUGUCUCUGUCGUGCCUCAGCAGCCCCAGCUCCGACGGGAUCCCCAGGUCAGGCCUGUCUGUCUCAAAAGACUACCUGCAGGGUCAGACGGACGUCUCGCCCCACCACCACCCUCUAGGGCAGCAGGGAAGCCCAAUGCUUUACCCAGCCCAGGAGAUGCAGCCCCUGGACAGGCAUGCUGCCUACGCCCUGACCGGCUAUUCCCUGGAGCACCUGUAUGACGCGGAGAGCCUGAGGAGCUACUCGGGGCUGGGCUGCGGAGGGGCCCAGUACGACAUGGUGCCACACAUGAGGAUGCAGGCCGACCAGAUGCAAGGACACAAGGGCACAUCGGUGAUCAUCACCAAUGGGAGCUGA